AUGUCACAUAUCUUACAAUCUGGUGCAGUUUAUGGCUUAACAUCUGCCAUUACAGCCACCACGUACUUACUAGAUCGAUUGAAUGCAACAUCCAUUCUUGAUCUUCAUAUACUGGCUGCUAAUGUUUCUCCUAUGACUGAAUACCCUACUGCUUAUUAUAUUCGUCGUGACCGUAAGGAUAAACAAAAGCAAAUUAAAGUGUUUGCUAGUGGCGGAGUGCAAAAAUAUACCAUUGAACGGUUAUCAGCUCUUCAUCCAGUAUGGAAGCUCAUGACCUAUCCUCAAAGACAAGAGGUGGCUACCAUUAAUGCUGGUUUCAGUACGAGAUCGGUUGAUUUCCAUAACAAGGCAGGAAUAUCCCAUAGAGAUAUCACUGGGGAUAUGGGAUUAGGUGGUCGGUACCGUAGUUUCUAUUUGAAUGACGGUGCCAAAUACAGUUGGACUCGAGGUUCCAAAUUCUUGGAGAAAGUCAUUAAUCCUUAUGGAGGUGUUGAAGAAACAAGAGAAAGAGUCGCCAGAGUGAAAUUGAUGAGACAAUUCAAGUUUGACUUUGAAUUGCUUGUAGAUGAGGCAAAACUCGACCCAGAAAUAGCUAUAGCUACUGGGUUCGUAUCCAUGUUGACCCAAUGGGGUGUUGGUGAAUCAACUGAUACUGUUGGACCAACCUUUAUUGCUGAAAAACCAAUUCAAGAAGAACAACAAGUAGUCGUUGUUGUUGAAGAGAGUGAUGAAGAGGAUUAA
This is a messenger RNA of Lizanozyma spartinae, 741 nucleotides long. RefSeq lists its product as uncharacterized. The transcript has a single exon. The record is from RefSeq and is a predicted model, not a curated record. Lineage: Eukaryota; Fungi; Ascomycota; Pichiomycetes; Serinales; Debaryomycetaceae. The coding region runs from base 1 to 741 and encodes 246 amino acids.